UACUAUUUUACCACUGUACUUUUUUCUUUUUCUAGUAUGGAACUCAAGGAAGUAGUAAAACGUCUGAAUAAUUAUGCUCCAACUUCCCUGGCAGAAUCUUGGGAUAAUGUUGGUCUUCUUGUUGAACCACAUACUAAGAGGGCAGUUGGAGUUCUUAUGUUAACAAAUGACCUGACUGAGGAAGUAAUGGACGAAGCAGAGCAACGCAAUGUAAAUUGCAUAUUGUCUUACCACCCACCUGUUUUUAGGCCCUUGAAGAGAGUAACAAGCAAAGCAUGGAAAGAGCGAAUUGUGGCAAGAUGUUUAGAGAAAGGGAUUGCAAUUUAUUCUCCACACACUUCUUAUGAUGCUCUCAAGGGGGGAGUAAACGACUGGCUCAUCCAAGCCUUUGAGGCAACAUCAGUAGUUCCAUUGCAGCAAAGCUCACAACCUUCACAGCACAGCCAUCAGGUCACCAUUGAAAACACUAAAGAUGGUAAUGGAGCAGAGUUGUUAGAGUAUUUUCGUCAGCGGUUAGACAAAUCUUGUUCAUUUUACUUGUAAGUAGUACUCCUAUUAUUAUUGAUGU
Messenger RNA from Macrobrachium nipponense, 568 nucleotides. Its product is annotated as NIF3-like protein 1. Gene Ontology annotation, cellular component: cytoplasm; mitochondrion. The transcript has 4 exons. NCBI's taxonomy places the organism in Eukaryota, Metazoa, Arthropoda, Malacostraca, Decapoda, Palaemonidae. The coding region runs from base 37 to 543 and encodes 168 amino acids. The record is from RefSeq and is a predicted model, not a curated record.